UGCAAUGUUUGGGAAAUUGGGAGUAUUUUCAUGGCUCGACAGAAUAUCGGCGCCAUCUCCCAGAAGUCCUAAAUAAAAAACGAAUCAUAUGUACAUUUUCUCCUCUCCCAAUAUAUAAAAUGGCAGAUGAGUGCCAACGGUUAUUAGACAGGCAGUAACCGAUAAUAAUAUUAAAAAAAACAGUGUCCAGGUGAUAAUAAAAAACCUCAAAAUCAAAACUUUCGACGAUUGUUUAUCGCUGUUGAUUAUUAUCAGCGGUUUGUAACUUGAAAUGACACAAUGUCAGUGAAUUUUCGGGAAACGUAGACGUCAUUUUUUUUAUUGGUAAACAAUUAUUUCAGGUGAUUUUUUUAUACUAAAAGAACUUGAAAAUUCUCGUCACUCCGGAUUGUUAAGAUAAUCUCAGCAUUUGGUCCAGUAAUAGGGGAUUGUUCUAGAUGUUGAAAAUUUAAACGACGAAAUGGCACCCAGGAGGGCUGAGGAUUUGCCGAUUAAAAGAAUUGCAGCACCAGGAUGUCGUCUCCCAACUCGUCUACCUCUCGACGAAAUAUUGACUGAUAUUACACAGAAAGACUGGAGACUUGGACCGCGUCUCGGUUGCGGAGGUUUCGGAGACAUUUAUCUUGCGUCAGAAGAAAUUCACAAAGCUGUGGGACAAGAUGCCAAAUACGUAAUAAAGAUUGAGCCCCACCACAACGGACCACUCUUCGUAGAGAUGAACUUCUACAUCAGAGCAGCCCGUCAGCACAUGAUAAAAAAAUGGUGCGAUAGCCAGAGCCUCUCAAGAAUAGGAAUUCCGAGUUACGAAGGCUCAGGAUCCCACAUUUACAAAGGGGAACGUUUUCGUUUCCUGGUGAUACCACGUUACGGUAUCGACGUGGGUCAAUUAUUUCAGAAUUACGGUAGAAAACUCCCGACAAAAUUGGUGAACAACUUGGCAGGUCAGAUGCUGGACGCCCUGGAGUACAUCCACAGUCACGGAUACGCCCACUCAGACGUAAAAAGUUCGAAUAUAAUUCUGGAGGAUGUGCCGACGAUCUCAGAGAAUCCCCGAGCCUAUUUGGUAGACUAUGGACUGGCCUAUCGUUUUCGAACGACAGCUGGUGCUCACAAGCCAUUCGUUCACGACGAAAGGAGGGCCCACGAGGGAACUCUCGAAUUCACCUCCAGAGAUGCCCAUCAUGGCACUCACUCCAGACGAGGGGACAUGGAGACUCUGGGGUACAAUAUCCUCCAGUGGCUCUGCGGUAGACUCCCCUGGGAGAGGGAGCAGGGAGGAAUGUCACCCACUAGCAAUCCUGACGACAUUCACAGCCAGAAGGAACUCUUUCUAUCGGACAUUACAAAUUUCAUGAAAGUCUGCUUUCCAGAUCGAAAAAAACCACCUGCUGCUAUCACUGCCUAUAUGAAGUACAUCGCAACUCUGGAUUUCGAGGCUAAACCCAAUUACUCUUACCUCAGGAGUUUAUUUACACCCAGGGGUAAAGCCGAGAGGGAGGGGCUGGCGUCGAGCCUUGGAAAGAGACUUGUGGCUGAUGAGAAUAUCAGUUAUCUCAGGCCCAAGAAGAUGCCCUACUUGAGGGAGAGGAGACCCUGCAAACCUGUCAACUGCGAGGGGAGAAUAACGAGGAAUCAUCAGGCACUUGUGGAGACUGAAAAAUUUAGCUGGGAAGAGGUACUUGCCCGGCAUCCUGAUAAACUUGCUAAAAUCAGUGUUGUACAGACCAAUGGGGACGAUGUUAUCCACAGCUUAACUCCUCCACCAUCACCUCCACCACCUUCUUUGCCCACUUAUGCCAUGCUGCAUGUGCUGCAGAGGAUGAAAGACAGGCAGACAGGGACUUAUAGGCACAAAUCUAAAUUUAAUGAAGAGCUAAAGGCUAAAUGGAUGACACCGGCCAUGGAGGAGGUUGCGCAAUUGAAGAAGAAAGUUCAAUCGGUAAUUUCAAUGACAGAGAAGCCAAUUUCUCCAAGAAUCACGCGUUCUCGCGUGGCUAGAUUGAAUCGUAAGUAGUGGAAGAAUUAAAUUUCCUCAACAACUUCCAACAACAAUAGGAAAUAAACCCGAACAAAAAAAUCGGCCUUGAAUCUUCUCAAUGAACUUACUCCGCAAAUGGCAUCGCACGUAUUGGUAAAAUUCAAUAGAAAAACCCAAUGCUUUCUCUAUUAAUUCUGUAAAAUACUAUUAAAGUUCAAAUUCUGAAUUUUAAGGUGUUGCCAUAGAAAUUCUGUCAUGAAAGUUGUUGUAAUAAGGAAAAAUUGGGGAGGAAAUAAAAAAAGUAAAAUAAAAAUCCAUUGACCAUUCCCUAUGCAAUUCCAAUAGAAUUUAAUCCGAAUUUUUUGAGAGAGCAUUGGUUUUUUUUUGGAUAUCUCCAUACGUGAGAAUAUUGUAUUACUUAGUAUUUUUACUAUUAGUGAAUUUAUAGUCGAUUCCAGUCAGGUAUCUCUCUUUUUUGACGAGUAUGCUGUAAGAAAUCAUUCGAAUUAAUCCUCAUUACGUGAACAUUGAGUCUCGCCAAUUCUAUAAGACUGCAUUAUUUUCACUGAGUUUUUAUCGGCGGUAAUUCAGGAAAAUGUGAAACGAUAAAUCGCCCUUCAUCAUUUUCUAUAAAAUAUUUGAGCAAUUCAGUAGUGAAGAUCAUAACUAGGUCACAUUUAGAAGUAAGAAUAAACUGAGAUUGUGGUAAUAACUUUUUUUCUAAAUAAACAGAGAAAAAGCUAAUGAUCUCUAUUUCAUUGACACAUCCUAUCCCUUCACUACUGAAUCUAUCAAUCUUCCAUCGUUAUUCCAGACAAGCACAAGACCAUCGAUAUUGCAUUGAUAAUGUUUAGAUACACCUUUAAUUAUAUCAGUCUAGUAAUCAGUGUAAUGCUGAUUUUAUUGUGAUUUGUACAUCUCUUGACGUGAAUUAAGCUAAUCAUUGGGGUAGAUUAUUUUUUUAUUGCCAGUUUUUUUUUCAGUCACAAUUUUUUUUUGUUAUCGAAUAAAUUUUUAUGUUGUAUUUGUCAAAUGUAUAUGAUUUUUAUAAUGAAUUAAUUUUUUUCUCUGCAUUCUCUGCAUCGAGCUCAGCGGCUCCAGCGGAUUGUACAUCUUUUGAAUUAAUUGAUCAAGUGAAUUUCCACGAAGAGUAUAAAUGAUUUUGUGAUUUCCCCGUUAAAGAUUUCUUCCAGCGUAUGGAGAUGAAACGGAUGCAGAUGGCUUUUGUCUAGUGUCGUUUACGCAGCGUUAAUGUAUCGAUAUCUACGUGUAGAAAAAUAUUAAAGCGAAACUCGUUAAUCAUGAAUUCUGUAAUAUUCGUAUUAUUAAGUAUGUCAUUGUCAUGUAUGUAAAUAUAUAGGCACCAUGUAUUGGAAUGGGA
Molecule: messenger RNA, 3359 nt
Organism: Fopius arisanus
Lineage: Eukaryota; Metazoa; Arthropoda; Insecta; Hymenoptera; Braconidae
Product: serine/threonine-protein kinase VRK1
Exons: 4
Coding region: 461-2014 (517 amino acids)
Biological process (GO): signal transduction; peptidyl-serine phosphorylation
Cellular component (GO): cytoplasm; nucleus
Molecular function (GO): ATP binding; protein serine/threonine kinase activity
Source: RefSeq, a predicted model, not a curated record